This is a messenger RNA of Dunckerocampus dactyliophorus (ringed pipefish), 6944 nucleotides long. RefSeq names its product SIX homeobox 6a (gene six6a). The coding region runs from base 378 to 1115 and encodes 245 amino acids. Gene Ontology annotation, biological process: eye development; regulation of transcription by RNA polymerase II. The record is from RefSeq and is a predicted model, not a curated record. The transcript is spliced from 2 exons. Gene Ontology annotation, cellular component: nucleus; transcription regulator complex. Gene Ontology annotation, molecular function: RNA polymerase II cis-regulatory region sequence-specific DNA binding; DNA-binding transcription factor activity, RNA polymerase II-specific. NCBI's taxonomy places the organism in Eukaryota, Metazoa, Chordata, Actinopteri, Syngnathiformes, Syngnathidae.
UAAAAAAAAUACACCUCUGCUUCGGAUUUAAUCCUCUCCUACUUUCAAUCCCAGCCCACCUUGAAAGAUACAUCGCAGCUCCAGUGUUCUUUCUGUGUCCUUCCAAGUUGACCGAUAGCGAGGAUGCUAGUGAGGAUACGGUAGGCUGCCUCCACCCCUUCAACGGCAUCCUUCUUCCUCAUCUCCCCGGCUUGGCCAGACCAUCGCUUGUCUUCAGUUUUGGGAUUGCCUUGUUUGUGUGUGGGUGGGUGUGUGUGUGGGUGUGUGUGUGUGUGCGCGCGCGCGUCUUGGAUCGCCUUGGCGCGCGUAAAGCAGCCCAAGGAGUCGACGUGGAGGAGAGAGAGGAGCAAGGAGGGGGAGACCCAGGAGAAGCCUCCAUGUUUCAGCUGCCCAUCUUGAAUUUCAGCCCCCAGCAGGUCGCCGGGGUGUGCGAGACUCUGGAGGAGAGCGGCGACGUGGGUCGCCUCGGCCGCUUUCUGUGGUCGCUGCCCGUCGCCCCGGCAGCCUGCGAGGUCCUCAACAAGAACGAGUCGGUGCUGAGGGCCAGGGCCGUCGUCGCUUUCCACACCGGCAAUUUCCGCGAACUCUACCACAUCCUGGAGAACAACAAGUUCACCAAAGAGUCGCACAGCAAGCUGCAGGCGCUGUGGCUCGAAGCACAUUACCAGGAGGCCGAGAAGCUGCGGGGACGCCCGCUGGGGCCGGUUGACAAAUACAGGGUACGGAAGAAGUUCCCCCUGCCCAGAACCAUAUGGGAUGGAGAGCAGAAAACCCACUGCUUCAAGGAGCGGACCCGGCACUUGUUACGAGAAUGGUACUUGCAGGAUCCAUACCCGAAUCCCAGUAAAAAGCGAGAGCUUGCACAGGCUACUGGACUUACACCCACACAAGUCGGAAACUGGUUCAAAAACCGAAGACAACGAGACAGAGCCGCGGCUGCCAAGAACAGGCUGCAGCAGCAGGUCCUGUCCGGCGGCUCUGUUCGCUCCCUGGCGGACGAGGACGGCACCGUGGACCGUCUGGGGAACUCGUCCAGUCCGGAGGCGAGCCUGUCCAGCAAAGCGGCGGCCUCGGCCAUCUCCAUCACCUCCAGCGACAGUGAAUGUGACAUCUGACCACUCUGGCUCCACUCCUGAUGAAUGAAAGGAAAGGGAGGUUACGAGUGAAAGACAAUCGAAUAAAACGACUCAUAGUGCCUGCGUUGAGUUACACACACACACACACACACACACACAGACACACACGCACACAUUUGGAUAUUUGACGGUUGCCAAAAAGACGAGAAGAUCUGUGAUGCCUAUACUUUUAUUAUUUUGCAUCUAACAUACGGAUAAUAACUCCCCCUUGAGUUGAAAAAAAGAAAAUGAAGGCAUAAUAACGAGCGCCUAUAUAACCUGCUGUUUUUCGUGGGUAUUUCAUGUUGGGAAAAAAAAGAACUGUGUUAUUUUUACGUUACUUUCAAAGUUUUAUAAAUAAUGUUUAUUUGCCUAUUUAAAACUAUCUGCUCUGUCUUUUUGGAUUUCAUAUUCAUUUCUGCUUGAUGUUUUUUAAUACUUGUGCACAGGUGAACCUGUUGAGCAUGCGCGCUUUAGUGACGUUGUGUUUCAGUAAAAGGAACAAAAAAAAAGUAACUUAAUAAAAAAUAAUUGUGGAUCAAGAGACUAGUUUUUUGUUAUUGGUGUUUGGAGGAAAAUCUGGCAAAGUGACCCGAUAUUAAAAUACAGAAGGUUUUAAACCAUUUAGCAUUAUUUGGCAUUAGCAGUUUGCAUGCCUUCUAAUGGCUGUCUGUCCAACCUGACACGUUUCACAGCGAGUCCUAAUUGACCAGCAUGCUGUGCGUCGGUAAUGCAGGGUGACAGCGAUGGGUCAGCGAGAGGUCAGCGAGAGGCCGACUCACUAACCCGGAUGACGUGCUAGAGAGAUCAUGCAGAUGAAAACACAGCAGAUUGCGGACGUGCACUAUCGAGCCUUAUUAAUGCGCGCAUGGACGAACACCCGUCAUCAAUCUUGGACGGAAUGCGUAGCCAUUGCACGGUUUGCAUGGUGCAAACGUGGAAAUAAGGCAUGCAAAAAAUGAAUACAUAAAAUCCAGGCGUUGAUUUUAUUGUAUGUUGUAUUUGUUUCGGACAUGCUGAACACGUUACAAUAAGGAGCGUCACAUGGUUACGAUUGCACAAUUCAACAUGUCCGAAAGAAUAGCCCACUUCUUAUAACUUGCUUCUACUGAAAAAUCAUUCACGCCAUCUCUUUUACAUGUAGACACUUUAUUUUUCGUUCGCUUAUUUUAUUUUAUUUUUUUAAGUUUGUUCACUUCCGGUGUAUAAAAAUAAAAAGGCCACAUUUUCACAGUCUCAAUUCGGGAAUGGCUUUGGAUAUACGGACUUGUUUUUUUUAAGUAAUAAAUCAUAUUUUACUUAACACUUUUUAAAAUGGUGUCUGUCAAAAGGACAAAAAUGAAACUAUUUUUUAUCUGCAGCAUAGUUUGCGUCCCCCCUAAAUGUGGGCUUAUGCUGUGACAAUAUAGUCACAUGAACACGAUCUGCAUUUUCGUGCUAUUAUUACUCGGAAAGAGAACACGUGACCCCCAGUAAAGAGGAAGCACAAGUUCAAGUUUAUCCUUUCCAACUGAUGGGCCAGACACCUGGUUCCCUCCAAUUCGCAGUGAAUUAGCCCCCAGUAACUUCUGAAACGGACAAAAGGCUUACAGCUUGAGCGAGACAGAAGCCAAAUGUCUGUGAAGAGAGAGGGGCGGAAACAGGGUGAGCCCAAAUCAAAAAGGGGGUCAUGAGGCUUUUUUGCUCUUUAUCUUUUUUUGUGUCCGUCUGUUUCACAGAAUGUCAGAAUAUUUCUGUUUCUAUUGAGAGUACGGACGGGUAAGGGGUGAUAGGUGAAAAAAAAGUGUUUCUUUCAGUCAAUAAAGUUGUCAAACUGGUCAGCGGUAAUCAGUGCUAAUGAUGGCUCCCAGGUCCCCUCUUGGACAAAGGGGCCCUGCUGCUGUUUUGUGAGGGUGGGCUCUCCAAAGAAAAGGCUAGUGUGUGUGUGUUUGUGUGUGUGUGUGUGUGUGUGUGUGUGUGUGCGCGUGCACUGUGGCCCUGUAGUACAUUAAAAAGGUUUGAAUGACUAUUUAACUAUCUUCUGACUUAUAUUCAAGCCUGCAGAAUUUCAAUACUUCACAUUAUACAUUAUAAAUCACCUUGGGCUUCUCCAGACAUGCCAGUUGUUGGUUUCGACAGGUUAAGAGUUGUUUAAUCACACUCUUUGAGCUCCAGUUGUAUGUUGAAGGUCAGACUGCACCAUCGACUAUAUGCAUAUAUAAUGUCUGUUUGCUACUGACUACAUAGCAUUGACUAUUGACGUGAAAAGUUGCUCUGAGCUCUGUGAGCACGAAUAGUGGGUGCAGAACGUGGCACAAACACCUGAUUUCAUGCUACACUGUAAAAAAAAAAAAAAAAGAAAAGAAACACCAUAGCUACACCAAUAAAAUUGAGGCUAUAGAUUGCACGUCAUACUAUUAAGUGAAUCUGACAUUGUUAAAAGUUGAGUGAAUAUGAAUCGGUUCCAGUGAGCUCACCAUAGAGUGAGGAUGAAGGGGGGUAACCACACAGAACACUAACGGUUAUGGUGGCAGGUAAAAAGAUCACACCCAGAGAUAAGCAGAACCAUACAGGGCACCUACUAAUACUACGUGGAAUGAUAAAUACCAACGUGUAUAACAUCAAACACAUCAUAGUAACAACUAUUUACAAAUCAGUCCAGCAAAGCAUGCUGGAAAGCAGGAAGUGCGCUACAGUGACGUGCUCGUCAGUUAAAAACUGACUAAUUCUAUUCAGUUGUUGUUGUUUUUUUACUUUUGUUGUUACUUUAUGCUGGGGCCUCUUGCCAGGUCAUCACUGUCAAUGAGAGGCUGUUCUCACUUGAUCCUACCUGGUUAAAUAAAGGCGAAACGACUUGGCUUCAUUCAACAUUUAGUUAGUUACUUUCUAAAGUGUAGUGAUUGAGUCAUAUAACAAUUUAUAUAAAAAUAUUGGCUACGUUUAACUUUUCAACCUCCAGCCAAACAUUAUAUUCCGAGCAAAAGCAUCACUUAACUUGAUACAUUGUGUCUCAGGAAUGUGUAUUUAAUAACGUAGUUUUGAUCAAUUUUAUGUCAGUCCGUAGAUUUCAAACGUGACUUGUUGUCCUGUAGGGAGCGGGCCUGUUCCUCCAUGCACCUGCUCUCAACGGUUUGGGCUCCAGAGAAGCUCACAUGCUGACUCAUCUAUUUGUGCUCGACUAACUAAAACAAUUAUUAAUCCCACUUUUCAUUAUCUACAAUAUUUUCCAUUGUUGCUCUUUACAAAAUAUGUUUUCAUACAAAUCAGGGCCAAAAUGGGAAAAAAAACAUCCCUCCCACACACUCACACUUGACUGCAACUCACAUAUUAUUUCCACAAGGGCAUAUUGUAAAGAGCAUACCCUCUCCAAUGAACACAGAAAAUAAGUCCUUGGUUGAUAAACCGAAUAUCAGCCAAUUGUGUGGAUAUGCAUUCUGAGUACAUGCGGUGUACACUGAUAUUCAUACAGCAAAGGUGUGUUACAAGGUGCCAAAUAAAGACUUCAUCAAUGAUGCACUGUAAUACAGUCCUGCUAUUUUGAACUACAGUACUCCCCCUAAUAAGCAAUGACAAUUUAGUUCAUUCUGAAAGAAGAGCAAACACUUCUUUGUGCAGGUAGCGAGGAUACACUUAGCCAUGAAAUAUGAUGAUAUGAGUAAUACAUUCAAGGUGUUCUGCUGUGAAAAUUUGCUGUGCACUUGUUUUUUUGUUUUUUUUUUAAAUAAUCAUUUUAAGAUUUCCCUUUACUCCUCAUUAAAAUGUCUACGUGAAUGAACACAGCAGUCACAGCAAUGUGACAACAGCAGCCACUGCGUGCACCUCUAAAGAGCAGCAAUAUACAUGUCGUUAAACAAGAAUGAACCGAUUUCAUUGCGCAAUAUUUAAUGAAGGAAAAUCAAUACAAAACUCCAUCCAAGUCACACGUAUUCCACUCGCAAUCAAGUUUUAUUUCCUGUCUUGCGAGUGUACAAUGUGGCCUCCACCUGCAGCGCGGACAACAUCAAUGCGAUAAGAGAAUCAGCAUAUAUCACCAUCGACUGAACGUUGCCGCAGGAACGACUCGACUGCAGCGCCCCUGCGGCAGCCAUUCAAAACUUAGAAAACUCCUCUUUCAACGGUCACUGACUAAUUCCAUGACGAGGCUUAAGGACUGCACCAAUGCGUCAUGAAAUCAGUUCAUCUUUUUCAAUAACGCUGGAUUCAUUGGGUAAUAGUAAAGACUAACACCUCUGGGUAAAGGAUACAACUAACCAUUUCAUUUUUUUGUGGUGAUCUGUAUUGUUAUUUAUUAUUGUAUUAUUAUGCUCUUAUUAUUAUUUCUCAUAUAUUACAACUUGACGAGUGACGAGUCUUCUCUUGGGAUGUAACGACAUUUUUCAUGUAACAUUAUCACUUGUAUAUGUGCCCUGCGAUUGGCUGGCGACCAGUCCAGGGUGUACCCCACCUGUCGCCCGAAGUCAGCUGGGAUAGGCUCCAGCAUGCCCCCGUGACCCUAAAGAGGAAGAAGCGGUAUAGAAAAUGGAUGGAUGGAUUAUCACUUGUUUUAUGUAACAUCAAGACUUUUUUGUCAUAAAUUUUUUUCUCAUAAUUAGCAAUUUAAUUUAUUCUCUUAAUUUUCCGAUUCGUAAUUUUUGUAAUUGUCUGUAUUCGCCAAAAAUUUGGAUACUAUUUUCUUAAACAUUGGGUUUUUUUUGGGUAACUUCUUCAUUCUCAAAAACCUCUGACUUUAUUCUUGGAAAAAUUAUGACUUUGCUCUCGAAAAAUGUAAAGAAUGUUUUCUGUUAAAGUGUUAAUGGUACCGCGGCAUUGAAUAUGGAUGGAUGGACGUUAUGGUGGUAAUGGUAAUGGUUUACUUCAUUUUGAACACGCAUACAAGUUACAUUGGAAUACAUCACAUAGUACAAUUCACAGUUCCACAUGUCCAAACGGAGUAGGAAGGAGAAUAGCUUAUUUAGUCCUAACCCCUCUGUUUCACAUCAAUUACAAUACAUUUGUUCACUUCCUCUAUUCCAAAUGCCAAUCUUCAAUACAUAGGAAAAUGAUAAGACAGUAUCACAAUGUGGUACAAUCAGAGUCAAGGUUUAUAAUCACUGUAAAUGAGCUAUACCACCGUCAUAAUGAAUAUAUAAGAAUAACAGAUGAAAAGGUUAGUAGUUAACAGAAACAUAGGGAGUACAUACAAUGUACUCACAAAGAAAUGAACAGUUAGUAGUAAGUGUAGUAGUGGUGAGACAUAACAUUGUAUAUACACUUGUAUUCCUUGUACUUUGUAAACAUCAAUGCUUGUACUGUUUUUUAAAAUUGCUCAUUUUAGUGCAUUGAGUUCUUUACUCAGUCCGUUCCAUAAUUUGAUUCCACAUACUGAUAUGCUGAAGGUUUUAGGUUGGAUUUUUCCCUAAGGUCGUAUUUCUCCUCUCUUGUUGAGAAGAAUUGUAUUACGUUUUUGUGUAGCAGGAUGUGCUACCCAAAAAUUAGGCUUGAUUCAUAAUUUUAGCUUUUUGAAAGUUUACCAGAUCAGCAAAUAUUAAUAAUUGUGAUUUUAGGAAUAAAGGGUUUGUUUGUUCUCUAUAAGCGGCAUUUUGGAUUAUCCUAACUGACCUUUUUUGUAGCACAGUUAGCGAGUGAAGUGUGCUUUUAGAAUUAUUUCCCAAUAUCACCACACAAUAAGUUAGAUAUGGUAAUACCAGAAAACAACAGAGAGUUUGGACUGAUUUUUGGUCCGUAACAAAUUUUGCUUUAUGUUUUGCAGAUGUAUAUUCUCCUAGCUUCACACAUUGCUUCCUGUUUGCUAAGUAGCUUCAUACCCAGUUUAAGACUAACCUUCCGAUUCCAUACCUUUCUAAUUUUUAA